Molecule: messenger RNA, 2738 nt
Organism: Penaeus indicus
Lineage: Eukaryota; Metazoa; Arthropoda; Malacostraca; Decapoda; Penaeidae
Product: E3 ubiquitin-protein ligase Mdm2-like
Exons: 6
Coding region: 381-2687 (768 amino acids)
Biological process (GO): regulation of gene expression; cell cycle; regulation of cell cycle
Cellular component (GO): nucleus
Molecular function (GO): ubiquitin protein ligase activity
Source: RefSeq, a predicted model, not a curated record
UCUGCAAUCUUUGGGUUGAGUGGAUUUUGCAAUGGCAUAAAUUGUGAAAGUAUUUUGAAGAUUUGAUAAUAAUCUCAUGAAAAAAAGAUUGUUUCAGUCAAUGAAAAAUAAGUAAUAUAUAGAACUGGAAGAGAGACACUGAAUUGCAGUGGAGUCAUAGAAUUUUGAAAAGUACCUAUAGUUUAAAUGAAAACUGAGUGGCUUUAUUAGAUAUUAGUUUCUUAUAAAAAGAAAGAUAUAUGAAAUGUGUUAAUAAAUUUGACCAAACAAAUAUUUCAGAAUAUUGUAAGUAUGGUAGGAAGAUUAAAAGACAGUGAUGGUGUUGAUCAGGGAGUGACAGAAAUGGUGUUUCAGGGUGGAAUCCAGGUGAGGAUGUGAAAAUGCCACCCGACCUGUCAGAGGCAGAGCGGCCACUGGCUGUGUUCCCCCCCGAGAGCAGCCGGGAGACAACCUGUGAUAACCCCCCACCUAGACUUGCGGCUGAAUGCAUCACCAGCAGCAAUGGAAGGGGUGUGCCGAGGGAAGAGCACCACCCCUUACCCAGACCUGCAGCUGAGAGUGCUGACAGCAACACUGGCAAAGGCGGUGGGGGGCAGGUUCAUCAGCCCCAAGGUUGUGAUGGUGGAUCUAAAGUGGGAGAUGGUGCGAGUGGAUUAACUAACCAGGGUGGGGAGGCUCAGGUCGCCUCAUCCAGUGUGCCAUUGUACCGCCUCUCUCCUGCUCUCAGAGCCACCUUCACCUCAGUGGGAGCCACCGAUAAAGCCUACCCAUUCAGAGAGAUUUUGUUGAUGUUAAAACACUACCUGUACAGUAAACGACACCUUUUUGAUCCUGAUGAUAUCCUUUUCGUAAACUGUGGUGACGAUGAACUAGGAAGAACGCUAGGUGUCAGCCGUUUCCAUUAUGAUGAUGUGAAAUUGUUGAUGGCCAAGCAGAUUACACGAGAGCAGUCAAGGCUUGUACCAAAUACAUUUACUCAGCAGCCACCUGAUACCACAGGUGUAGACAUUGCAAGAACACACAGUGUAGUUCUUGAUAGUGAAACACAGAGAGCAGUUGAUGUGUGUGAUGAUAGGACCAGUAACUGUAGUGCAGUAAACGUCAUAAAAGGAGAGAAUGGAAUUAAUGGCAGAACGCAGGUCCCAGGACUCAACACAUGCAUAGUUAGCAGUACCACUACUGCAGAAAGCAGUAGCAGACUUGUAUCUGACUCAACUUCAGCCACUGUGAGUCCUGUGGCUGGGUCUUCAAGACAGAAUUCAGAAAAUGGCUUUGGAGGAAGGAGACGGCACAGGACAAAAAGCAUAGCCUCUUACUCAUUUUGUAUUCCUGACAUUCCUGAUAGUAAUUCUGAUGUGGAGUCCAUUUACAGUUAUCAAGGCUAUGAGACAGCCUUUUGCCGGAACACUGAGUUUGAGGAGAGUGAGGCUGAGGAUGAGCUGUUUGAGGAGUAUGAGAUAGCUGAUGAUGAUGAUGAUAUCCAAGAGCAGGCUCAUUCUGAUGAUGAUGACUCUGUGAUUGAGGAUGUUGAGGUAACAUUGAUAGCUAUCCAUGCUUUGUGUCAAGACGAUUCGGAUGAAGAUUUUUGGGCUGAUGAUUCAGACACAGAGGACCAAUCUACAGAUGACGAUCCAGAGCUAGUGGCAGAACGCUGGGAUUGUCUCUCAUGUGGUCUCAGAAACAAGCCAUUUGUGCGAUAUUGUGGGAAGUGCUGGCAGAUAAGGAAAAACUGGUUACCAGACAGACCCAAAAAACGCAGGAGGAAAAGGAAGCCAAGACCAAGAAAGAGGUCUAGGUUACGAUCAGAUUCAGUCAAGUCUGAAGAUGUGAACUUUCUUCAAAGCAUGCCAGAGACAAAUGAAAAACAGUCGGCUACAUCUUCUUUUACAAGUGAUAGUAGCCAAGAAGUUCAGGAUUUUGGAGUUUUAACUAAAACACUUUCAACAGCCUCAACUAUCUCAGUCAGUUCUUCACCUGUAAGAAGUCUUUCUAUAGAUCCUCUUAGUUCACAGGAUUCUGGGGUCUGUCUUUCCCAAGACAGUUUCAUAGACUUCAUUCCCGAGUUCAUUAUGGCAGACAAUAAAAAAAUAGAUAAGCAGACUGGCACAGAAAUUGAAGAGACAAUUCAGUCAGGCUCUACAGAAAAACAGCCAAACACCAGUGAAAACUUGAGCACAACCUCAGCUUCAGUCUUGAAAGCAAGAGAAACCAAAGAGGAUUCACAGAGUCGAAAGCGUAAAUCCCUGCCUACAGAAGAGGAAGAAGAAGGUAAACCCUCCAAGCGAGCUAAACUAGAAUCCUCAAGUGAAGAAGAGAGUGAAGAAGAUGUGGAGGAGCAAGCAAAGAGCUUCUACCAAUUCUUGCAAUCCAGUUCUGGGAAGGAAUGGUUGAAAUCACCAGACAGUAAACCAUUCCUUUCAUCUGCACCUGUCAAGGAAGCCCUGAUGGAGGCUAUAGUGGCAAAUAUGAGUAGUGGGUCAAGCACCGAUAUCCAGGAACCACCAUCAGGACUGUCUAUCAUGUGUUCCGUCUGUUUUCUGAGACCAAAAAAUGCAUCAAUUAUCCAUGGCCGCCUUUCUCAUCAGGCCACAUGCUACCAGUGUGCCAGAAGACUACUAAACAGUGGUUCAAGAUGCCCAAUAUGUAAACGAAAAAUUCACAUGGUUUGUAAAAACAUUAUUGCAUAGGAAUAAUCUUACAAGAUUUUGUAAAAAAGUAUACCAGUGUUUAUUUUAUUA